Molecule: messenger RNA, 766 nt
Organism: Notodromas monacha
Lineage: Eukaryota; Metazoa; Arthropoda; Ostracoda; Podocopida; Cyprididae
Source: the annotation of a GenBank genome assembly
UUUAUUCAUUAUAAUGGAACUGGUGCAAGUGUUGAUCCUGUUUUGCGCCGCAUUAUUGUUGGGAUGCGAGGCCCAAGUGGCCUUUGAAAUCAGGCCAUACCCCAGUGGGGCUUCCCGCAAUGCUGGUUGCUAUUUGAAGGAUCACAACAACAAGUACUUGGCAUUUGGUGAAGUGUGGUCUGUUCCUGGGGAAUGUUCCGCCAUUUCUUGUGAGAGAAGCAUUGCUUUGCCUGAUGGCACUCCAGCAUUCCAGUUGCAGUUCAUGGGAUGCGGGAUGCAAGCCGUGAUGAGGCCAUGUUGGUCCACUGACUUCCGAACCGGGCCGUACCCGAAAUGCUGCCCCAGAAUCCAGUGCCCGGAUGCGGACGGGGACUUGGAGUCCAAUUCCAUCAAUGACAUCUGAAGUCACUCACUCAUGCUCAUCAGUGAUGGUCCAAUUAAAAAGCGACCAGGCAUUUAUCUAGUCUGCUCAUGGGGACUUGCUGGAGACCAAGACAUCGAGAGAGCAUUCCUCACUUAUUAUUCGCUUCUAUACAGUAUAUAUUCGUCAUCGCCGUAUCCCCGCCGGCUUCUUUCUUUCAAUUACCAGUCUCGGCCACUCUACAACUUUACUACUGUGGAUUCUUUACAGUACAGUAUUAUGCAUUGUACAUAUUCAUUAUUGUGCGUGAUGUCCCUUUUAUUAUCGAUCGUCGCGAAAAUACAAUCAGAAAACUCGAGUAUUCCUAUUGAUUGUUGAAUAUAAAUAAAUACUGUAGCAAGCAAA